This is a messenger RNA of Cryptomeria japonica (Japanese cedar), 1989 nucleotides long. RefSeq names its product B3 domain-containing transcription factor FUS3. NCBI's taxonomy places the organism in Eukaryota, Viridiplantae, Streptophyta, Pinopsida, Cupressales, Cupressaceae. The transcript has 7 exons. The record is from RefSeq and is a predicted model, not a curated record. Gene Ontology annotation, molecular function: DNA-binding transcription factor activity; DNA binding. Bases 341 to 1579 code for a protein of 412 amino acids.
UCCACUUUGUAUUUUUAUUUUAGUGUUUUUUUCUCCUUCCCUGGCUUUUUUGAUCUGUUUUUUUCUCAAAAUCUUUCUUCUUGAUAUCUAUGGAUCUGCUGUUUCCAAGAAUUGUGACAAUGGAUUUACUUAAACUUACGCUGUAGAUUUUCUUUGUGUGAUUUGUAAUUGAACACUUUCUUCCAUUUCAAGAUCAAGAAAAGACUUUCUUUUUCUUUCUAUCCAUGAAGCUUUCUUGAACUUAUCUUCCGUGGAGAGGGAGGAGUAUUUCUCUGGUAUGGAGGAGGAUUUUAAAAGGAAAGAUUGCUGAUUCUGUUAUAGAAGCUAGGGAUUUGAGGAUAUGGGUGAGAGAGACAGUAACCAGAACUGGAUGAGCAGUAACCAUUGCUUUGACAGUGAUAAAAAUUGGUCUCUUGCACCUUCAUUGCAGCAGUCUCAUUCUUCUCCUCUGGUUUGGAACAACACCUUAUCAUCUGCAGAUGGGAGAUUGUUUCAUAGUUUUCCUGAAUACAAUUCUUUGUCUAGGUCUGCCUCUGGAUCACAACUGAACUCAUUGAACAAUGUCCCAAAUCAAGGAAUGCCUCUUUCAUCAUCUUCUACUGGUGAUUUGCCCUCCCUUCACAUGAAGGAAGAAGAAAAUGCAGUGGCCAGUUGUUUUACAAACAAGUUGCCAUUGAAUUCCCACAUAGGAGGAGUCACUGCAACUCUGCAAAGUGCUGCUAGUGUCAGAGCCAACAGAAAGAGAAGAAUGGCUAGGCAUAGAAGAGUGAGUAAUAUGACCAUGGAGAUAAAUUUGCAGCAGACCUCACCUCAGCAAUCCCAUUCCAUGGCUAAUUUAGAGGAGUCCCAAUCCACUGUGCAGCGUCAUAAGCCUAGAGGUAGAGGUUACAUUGACAACAAUGUAGACCAGAAAGUAAAUGAUCAGUCUUUGCAGGAGAUGGUGAAAAAAGAUCUCAAGUUUCUUCUGCAGAAGGAGCUCCGAAACAGUGAUGUGGGGUCUCUCGGAAGGAUUGUGCUUCCAAAAAAAGAAGCUGAAGCUCAUCUUCCCACCCUUACUGCUCGGGAAGGAAUGGUGUUAUCAAUGGAGGAGACUGAUGGCACAAAAACAUGGAACUUCAAAUACAGGUUUUGGCCCAACAACAAAAGUAGAAUGUACAUCUUAGAGAACACAGGAGAGUUUGUAAAAACCCAUGAACUUACUCGUGGAGACUUUAUAAUGAUGUACAGAGAUGCAGCUAGAGGAAAAUAUGUAAUAAGAGGAAAGAAAGCUGGAAACAGUCAAGAAAGUUCAGGCAAUUCUGGUGAAAGAAACAUAAUUUGCCCGUCCUCAAAUGCAAUAGAAGAUGGUAACAGCAAUGUUAAAUCUGUGAAUGAUAAUGGCAAUGAGGUGAACAGCAAUGUUAACAAUAUGUCUCAACCAACAGUGGAAAUUGCAUACAUGGGUUCUGCUGUGGAGGACAUAUUCCCUAAGGAUUUUUCAAUUGAUUUUGCUACUGGCAUACCCAAUUCUCCUAAACUGGAAUCCAUUCCGAGUUUUGGCUCUGAUGAAAUGUCCAUUGAAGACUUUUGGAAUAAUUAGAUCCCAAUGCAAAAGAUUUAUCACUUUAAUGGGAUUUUUUGUUUCUGAAUUCCAGUUAUGUUGGUCUUGAAUUUCAUCAGUGAUAUCAUUUUGGAGAAUUCAAGAUUGAUAUUGUAUUCUAAAAACGGACAGUUUAGAGGAGAUAUUUCCUCAAUUUCUUUUGCAGCCUAUCAAUUUUGUGAAGGACAAAAAUAGUUUUUCCCCUUCCUAAAAUCUAUCAUAUGGGGUUAUUAAUAUCUAUCAUAUGGGGUUAUUAAUAUCUUUUUGAUGUGAAAUUCCUUCCUCAAACUAUUUUUAGAGGUCUUAGUUAGUCUGGGUUGGAAUGUCAAUCUACGAAUAUGUCUGUACUUUUGGUUAUUGUUCUAUAAUUAAAUAGAACUAAUCGUAUCUAAUUGUGAAAAGAUUUUAGA